AUGGCUAAAACAGAGAAGGAGCUACUGAACAACAAUAAGUCCCUCAAGUUACGUUACUUUGGGAAUGUGAUGAGACACCCACAUGACAACAUUCAAUCUAACAUAUCAAACAUAGAUGAGAACUAUUGCGAUGAUAUCGAUGGGUUACCCACGGCAUGUCCCAGUACUCUGGAGGGAGUGAACGGGCUAGCAGUCGCAAUCAGCUAUGUCCUUGUCUUCUUCGUUGGAUUUCUGGGGAAUACAGUAGUGAUCUAUGUGGUAUGGACUAUGGAGAAGCACAGAACAUCUACAGAUGUCUACCUGAUGCACCUAGCCGUGGCUGAUUUGCUUUUCUCCCUCACGUUGCCUUUUUGGGCCAUCUACGUAAACAAAUCGAACUGGAUCUUCGGCAGCUUUCUUUGCAAGCUGCUGUCAGGUGUCCAGGAGGCGUCAUUUUAUUGUUGUGUGUUCCUGCUGGCCUGUAUUAGCAUUGACCGCUAUGUAGCGAUUGUCAAAGCCACACAGUUCCUCUCCCAACAGCGCUAUGUUGUCAGGAUAGUGUGUGCUUUAGUGUGGCUGGGUGCUAUUGCGUUGUCCAUUCCCGUCGUGGUUCAACGGGAAGCACUGCUAAUACAGAGCUACGACAACAUAACUCAGUGUUACGAUAAUUUUACAGCUAACACGACAGAUGCUUUGCGAAUCCUUCGUCACAUCCUGGGCUUCUUUCUUCCCCUUACGUUCAUGCUGGUGUGCUACGGCUGGACGGUGGGAACCCUCUUCCGCUCCCGUAACAGCCAAAAGCACAAAGCAAUGCGAGUGAUUUUGUGUGUGGUGCUGGCUUUUAUAAUCUGCUGGCUGCCAAACAAUGUCGCAGAGCUUCUUGAUACACUGAUGCGGGGUAAGCUCAUUGAGGACACUUGCAAGCAUCAGGACAAUCUGGAGGUAAUCAUGUAUGUCAGUCAGGUUUUAGCGUUUACACACUGUGCCAUCAACCCCAUUCUCUACGCCUUUGUGGGCAAGAAGUUCAGGAACCAUCUGCUUCAGCUGCUUUCCAAAAAAGGACUGGUGAACACAGACACACUCGUCCGUUACCGACUGGGUUCAAUCUACAAUUCUGGAAGCUCCAGACAGACCUAUGUCACAAUGUAGAGCAUCUAGUCAUGUGACUCUAAAACGGCAUUGCUUUGGUGGCCAAUAACAGUGCUUGGAAUGUUAUGCCUUUGUGGUCAAUCACAAGACAGCAGGGUUAAACACAGGAUUUGAUCUUAUGAUGUGCUACACUGUAUGAUAUAAUAAA
This is a messenger RNA of Trichomycterus rosablanca, 1276 nucleotides long. RefSeq names its product chemokine (C-X-C motif) receptor 2 (gene cxcr2). Gene Ontology annotation, cellular component: external side of plasma membrane; membrane. The record is from RefSeq and is a predicted model, not a curated record. NCBI's taxonomy places the organism in Eukaryota, Metazoa, Chordata, Actinopteri, Siluriformes, Trichomycteridae. Gene Ontology annotation, molecular function: C-C chemokine binding; C-C chemokine receptor activity; C-X-C chemokine receptor activity. Gene Ontology annotation, biological process: immune response; G protein-coupled receptor signaling pathway; positive regulation of cytosolic calcium ion concentration. The transcript is spliced from 2 exons. Bases 1 to 1128 code for a protein of 375 amino acids.